AUGAAAGAGGGCAGGUUUUACUACAUCACAGUGUAUCAGAAGGCAGAGAAACUAGGUGACUGUGCUUCGGUUGCUGUUGAGAUGCCGAGUGGCCAUUUUGAAGGUCCUCUUAAACAAAAACACUUGAGUUGGAAACUACCAGGUUGGUUGGGAAGAGCUGAAAUACUGUCUAUUAAAACAUACUUUGUGUACGCCAACCCGCGUGCACUAUCCAGCCUCGAAUUUGGUUCAGGCUUGAAUUUGGUUCAGAUAUUCAUUCCAAUAGUUUUUAUUUUGUGUGUAAUAUUCAUGUAUCUCUUUCGUUUGUCAAUUAAGAUGGCCGAACUGGACCAGGUCCCUCAUCGGAGUCAUCAGGUAUGUUUAACUUCAUAAAAGAAAUGAAAAUAAUUUGAUAAUUUGUAACUCAGUAAGAUUUAAGAUUUAAUUAUUAAUUUCCAAAAAAGCAAUAACAACUGGAUUGCUCUGGAAUUACAUAGUAUGUGAAUACAUUCUCUUAGCCUGUGUACAAACUGUAGCUCAGUUGGUCAGAGCGCUUCAUCGGAAUUGCAGAGACCCCUUAUCGCAGGGAUUCCUUACAGGGAACAUGAGCGGCCGUGUUGUAUCGGAUAUACAAACUCGAGCCGAAGGCGAGAAUGGCUUAAAAAACGACUCAUCUUAUGAGUUCAUUGGCGAAGUAAUUUUAAAAAUAAACGUUGUCUAAGCCGAGAUAAUCAAAGUUAAAGUUUAAUAAUGUAAAUCAACAUGAAUCUGUAUCACAUAUACAGACUCCUUCACGCCCAUGAUUUCUUUUGUGUUUUCUUCGUGAAUUAUUAAUGAGUUUUUAAAUAUAUAUAAAUUUCCACCCGAUAAUUCCAUCUACAAUACUUUUGUGCUGUCUGUACACAAGCUACAUCAUAGAAAGAAUUUGAUAUAUUCCACUCAAUUUAUGAUAAACUCUUUGUACUUUUAGCUUUGCCUAAACCUGUUGGUUUGUUUCCCUUGGAUAAGACAUUUGGUGGGAAAGAUGUCGUCAAUCAAGAGAAUGUCAUACUUAAACAUGUGCAAUUAACCACUGGACCUGAUGGUAAGAUUUUCUGCAUUUUUACUAGAGAUGAGUAGUAAAAACAAACAUCAGGGAAAUGAUGAAGUAUACCUGGUGAAGUAUAUUGAUCCAGUUCUGGUCGGAUUUGAAAUAUCACUUGCAAUGGAUAAUUAUCUGAUAUUUUCUUUUUUAUUUAUUUAGAACGUAAAACAGCUUACGAAUUUUCUGGCAACAAAGACUCUUAUAUUGAAAUACCCCAAACCAGCCACCUCGAUACUCAAUAUUCUAUGACUCUAUUGGCUGCAAUAUUUCCAACUGGAAAGAACGGUCCGAUAAUGCAUUACUCUGCCGAGAAGUGGGGCGUUCAUUUCUGGCAGUAUAAUGAAAAUCAACUGUUUGUCAGGUUUGUGACACGAGAUGGAGUGUUCACUCAACCUCUAGCAGCCAGAGUAUUACAGGUAUUUAACUACCUUCAUUAUUUUGUGCUGGAUAGUUCUGUCAGUUCUAAACUGUUCUUCCUAGAGGUCCAGUAAGGAUCAUCUCUUAUUGAUCCAGUGUUACUACAGGAGGAAACCUAAACUAAACUAACUUUAUUUAUACUGGAUAGCUCUAUCAGUUCUAAACUGUUCUUCCUAGAGGUCCAGUAAGGAUCAUCUCUUAUUAAUCCAGUGUUAUACUACAGGAGGAAACCUAAACUAAACUAACUUUAUUUAUACUGGAUAGCUCUAUUAGUUCUAAACUGUUCUUCCCAGAGGUCCAGUAAGGAUCAUCUCUUAUUGACCCAGUGUUACUACAGGAGGAAACCUAAACUAAACUAAACUAACUUCAUUUGUACUGGAUAGCUCUAUCAGUUCUAAACUGUUCUUCCCAGAGGUCCAGUAAGGAUCAUCUCUUAUUAAUCCAGUGUUACUACAGGAGGAAACCUAAACUACACAACUAGAGAAGAUUAUACAACUAUAAUACUAAGAUAGAUAGAAGCAUCUAUAAAACUAAAAAGUUGUAUUUCGUGUUGCGGAGACUCUCAAACGUGGGAGAGGCAGUACCCCCAAAAUGGCGGGAAAAAGUGGGCGCUAGAAGUGCUGAUUAUGGUAAAUUGGGUUUUCAUGCAUUUACCUUUUUCUUCAUGUCGUUCUAGCCAAACAAAUGGAACGAGGUAGGCGCAUCUUACGACAACCUGACUGGUGUUGCACAACUGUGGCAUGAUGGGAAGAUGGUCAAAAGUCGAAAUAUUGGUCAGAUACAACUUCGUACCCAGUUUCCCAUCAGACUUGGCGCGGACAGCCGGGAUAAACGUCAGUUCAAAGGAAAGAUCUCUUGUCUACAGAUAUAUAACCGCGCUUUGACGGCUGAACAAGUUGGCUCGCUCAGAAAUUGUCCAGUUAAAGGUAAACUUUAUGACCAAAAUUCAAAGAAGACGCGACUAUUUGCGUGCAAUGUUAUGCAAUGCUUUACCACGUAAACGACAUUGAAGGUCAAUAAUCUUGCGUUUAUACACUUUCCUUUACUGCCAGGACUUAAAUUCUUCAUAGCUUCCUGGUAUUAAGGGCACAUAGUAAUUGGUUUUAACUGUUGUGGUGUUUCCGCCAUUUGUCACUUGUAUAAUAUUGUAUUUUAUUUAUUGAACGUUCUCUGACUAAAUAUUUAUUUCUACGAGCUUUCGGCUAUCAGUCUAUAGCCUUCGACGGGUGUAGAAUGAAGGCUAUAGACUGAUAGCCGAAAGCUCGUAGAAAUAAAUAUUUAGUCAGAGAACGUUCAAUAAAUAAAUUAUGUUUCAACCUGGCUACGCAUCCUCUAUUUUUUCAAAUAUUGUAUUUGUAUUGUAUGUGAUAAUGCAUGUCAUUCGUGUAAUUUUACCCGGCGAAGUUGAAUAAAUAAAUAAAUAGAUAAGUUAAUAUGUUUUUGUGGGAUACCGUGCGUACAAAUGCCUUCCACUUAUUUUUUGAAAUAUUCGUAUUAUCUUUCUUGCAGGAUUGAAUGAUGGAAAAGAGAACACACACUCAGGAACAGGUUUGUAAAGGCAGUUCAACAUUAUCGAAGUUUCUGUAAUCACAGUGAAGAAUUUUGCUCAUGUACAUAAAUUCUACGUUUUGAAGAAUUUGUAAAAAAUUAACGCUAGAGUCAAUUCCUUCAAACAUUUCUCACAAAUCCUUUAAAACUUACGCCCGUAUUCUAAAAGCUCACUCACACUCAAUGAGUGGAGGUUCAAUCUGAGCUUCUAUUGAGUCUCAAUGCUGUUUUUGAAUAGCUGGAGGGUGAGUAUUCACCGAGUAAGGUAUGACACCAGCCCUCCAGCUAUUCAAAAACAGUAUUAACACUCAGGAGAAGCUCAGAUUGAACCUCCACUCAUUGAGUGUGAGUGUGAGUGAGCUUUUAGAAUACGGGCGUUAGAAUUUACCCAUGCAAAAUUCCUACUGUGAUCACAGAAACGUUGGUAGUGUAACCCAGCCUUAAUGUUUCCAUGUAUCUGUAUAAGUAAUAGAAUGAUUAAGAGUUCAAUUUGAAGUAAUUUGAUAGUGUAAAGGAAAUUCAACACUUUUUCCACUACUGGCAUAUCUAUGUACGUCCAUAUGUACACUCAAAGAGUGGAGGUUCAAUCUGAGCUUCCCUUGAGUGUCAGUGCGGUUUUUGAAUAGCUGGAGGGUGAGUAGUCACAUAGUAAGGUGCGACUCAAACCUCCAGCUAUUCAAAAACACCACUGACACUCAAGAGAAGCUCAGAUUGAACUCCACUCUUUGAGUUUGAGCUUUUAGAAUACAGGCGAUGGUUUUCAAGUGGAAGCAGUAAUGACUGAAUAAUAAAUUAUUUCAAAAUUAAACUCUUGUUUUUGUUUGGUUAAGGACUAAGCGCUCCAGGUUCCUCAGUGAAUCAACUACAGGAGGAAGACACGGAAGAAGAAAUCCAAGGUAAUAUUCACUAUAACCUCGCCUUCUACGACAAUCACGUCGUUUCACACAGUUUCACGAUGGGGCAAAUAGUUUGAAAUAUACCUUGAAAUAUUUUUCUUUUAUUUUGUUGUAGGCUCAGAAGUUACAUCUGGUAAGAUUGAUUUUAGAAAUUUUCUAACCUUAAUUCAAACAGAGAGGGCGCAAUGGACAAUUCCCAUUAUACACUAAUUUUAAAACUAGACAAGGAGAUGCAAAUAAAUCAUCACAGCUAGAAAGAGCAUACAAAAAUGAGUAAAAUUGCAAAGUUUGAUUGCGAAUUGUUGUAAAAUGCGGAAAGUUUGCAAAUUUUGUGUAUUGCGUGCGCAUGCAAAUUGCUACUAUAUUUGGGCCGAAAAUGGUGCAAUUUCCGCACGCAAUCCAAAAGUAUACAAAAUUUGCAAACUUUGCAAGGCUAUAUUUUCCGCAUUUUACAACAUUUUGCAACCAAAAGUUGCAAUUUUAAUAAUUUUAAUAUGCUCUUUCUAGCUGUUUUAAAAUUAUUCUAUAAUGGGAAUUGUCUAUUACAAACACAUUGCGGAUGGAUGUCAAUUACAAGAUUGUUUUCUUUUUCUAGUGAACAAAUGUCGUCCUAAUCCCUGCCAAAACGCAGCAAGAUGUUUGAUUGAUUUGAAGAGAAUGGAUGGUUACCGCUGUCGCUGUACUUCAGAUUUCACAGGACGUCACUGUCAAGGUGGCUAGUUUUUGUUAUUGCAUGCAAGAGCGGAUUUUCAUUUUUUAAAAGGAGGGGUUACAAGAAAUGCAACUACAGGAUCUUUGACAGGAAUUGAACCUCGUCUUUUUCAGUUUCCAAGCCUGACGCGAAGUCUCCCGUUGUGAAAAAGGCCACCAUAUCUCGUCCAAAGACGGAGCCCAAGGAAGAGAUAACUGCAACGAAAAGUGUCCACGGUAUUACUACUUUCUUAGUUAGAAUAUUCUUGUAAUAUUUCCACUAGAACAUUCUUAUUUCCAAAUGGAACAUUCUUAUUUCCAAAUCGAUCAUUCUUAUUUCCAAUGGAACAUUCUUAUUUCCAAUGGAACAUUCUUAUUUCCAAUGGAACAUUCUUAUUUCCAAAUGGAACAUUCUUAUUUCCAAUGGAACAUUCUUAUGAAAGUCACUGGAUGAUGACCAGUCAUGGCGCUAUAUUUCUAUCCUAAAUGGCAGUUUGGUCCAUGCUAAUGCUAACAUAUACAUUUUUAAGGGAGUAUUGCCAAGGAAACGAAAAAUGACGUGUACUUGUUGUACCAAAAAGUUGGUUGCUACCAUGACAACGUACAACAACGCGACUUGCCCACCCGUCCGUCAAUGAAAUCUGUCACUCAGGAACAAUGUGUCAAAGAAUGUGCCAUAAAGGACGAAACAUUUUCUUAUUUUGGACUGCAAGAUGGGGAACAAUGUUUCUGUGGGAAGUCGUAUGGGAAAUAUGGUCGCGCUAAGAACGAAUUGUGCAACAAGCGCUGUCGAGGGAAUGAGGAUGAAAACUGUGGAGGAAAGAAUAAUAAUAUGAUUUACUUCUAUGGCAUUGGUAAGUACUGUUUGAUUUUGAACUGGGAGAACUAUCCAAUAAAAGAUAAAGUUUAGUUUAGGUUUCCUCCUGUAGUAACACUGGAUCAAUAAGAGAUGAUUCUUACUGGACCUCUCGGUACAACAGUUUAGAACUGAUAGAGCUAUCCAGUAUAAAUAAAGUUAGUUUAGUUUAGGUUUCCUCCUGUACUAACACUGGGCCAAUAAGAGAUAAUCCUUACUGGACCUCUAUGAAGAACAGUUUAGAACUGAUCGAGCUAUCCAUUAUAAAAAAAAGUUAGUUUAGUUUAGGUUUUUUCCUGUAGUAACGCUGGAUCAAUAAAAGAUCAUCGUUACUGGACCUCUUUUAAUUACAGUCUAGAACUGUUAGAGCUAUCCAGUAUAAAUAAAGUUAGUUUAGUUUAGGUUUCCUCCUGUAGAAACACUGGAUCAAUAAUAGAUGGUCCUUACUGGACCUCUAGUAAGAACAGUUUAGAAUUGAUAGAUCUAUUCAGUAUAAAUAAAGUUAGUUUAGUUUAGGUUUCCUCCUAUAAUAACACUGGAUUAAGAAGAGAUGAUCUUCUAAAGUGAUUCUCGGAUUUCCAGUGCGAAGUAACGGAACAAUCGGGAAUAAAUAAUGUAAUAUAUAUUUUCAGGCACAAACUACACUAUCCGUACCUACACUGGCAACGCGUUGGGGGCUGGGACCAAGGCAAAUAUUUAUUUGACUUUAUUUGGAGACAAAGGAGACUCUGGAUUCAGAAUGUUAAGUCCUGGUGACAAGAAGUACCAAAAAGGAAGGUAAGAAAGUGAAACGUAUAAUCUGCUUGCCCUCCAAGACCAGGAAUGAAGAUACUGACUUCUUCAUUAGUUUUGUUGUUUUGAGUUUGAAGAGUAGAGGUUCCUUUACCAGAGUCCCCACGGUCCUUGAAAAUCCUGGAAAGUUCUUGAAUUUGUUAAAAAAUCCAGGCCUAGAAAGUCCUUGGAAACUGAUAAGAUCCUUGAAAGUCCUGGAAUUUUUUUCUAGUAGGCUGGAAAUAAUUGAAGAAUUAUUACCAGCCUAAGGAUUAUUGCCCAAAUGUUUAUUUUCUCCAAUUUCAUUUUCUCCGAUGUCAUUUUUUCUAAUUGUAUUCCUCUCCUUAAGUUUAAGGAUAAAAGUUAGAUGAUUUUCAAAGAUUUUUUCAGUUGCCAGGUCCUAGAAUAUACUGAAAAAGGUCCUUUGAAAGUUCUGGAAAAGUCCUUAAAUUUCGUCUUCAGUAAAAGGUGGGGACCCUGCCUUAUAGUAUGUUAACGUUCUUAUUCAUUGAUAGUGUGGACACUCAAGUAAUGUCUCUACCGGAGCUCGGUGACUUGAGAAAAGUACGAGUAUUGCAUGAUAAUUCUGGCAAUGAUCCUAGCUGGUUCUUAGACAAGGUAAUAUACUACUUUCAUGUUAAACUAAUCUAGGUAAAAAAAGUGAAUUCUCGUAGAGAACUCAUUAAAAUUAGUAAAACUGCAAAAUUUGGUUGCGAAAUGUUGUAAAGUACGGAAAAUACUGAGUCUUGCGAAGUUUGCCUUCACCUCAUUUUAAGUAGUGAUAUUAUUUCAAAUCCUCCAAUUCGGGCUGGACUAGAUUUCAAACUUGAUAAAAUUGCGUAAACUUGAAAUUUAGUCCACUCCUCAAAGUCGGAUUUGAAAUAUUACUUCGAUCAUUUUUGCGUUCAGACUAUAUGACAGGGUGCGAUAAUUCGCGUACCAACGUACCGGAGGUACGCCAAAUUUAUGGUCUGGUACUUCUUUGUUUUUAGCCAAGUACCACGUAGGUACGCGAAAAUUUACUAUUCGCGUACUUACACUAUUUCCCUUCUAGCAAUAACUAGCCAACCUGCCACCACUGUAUGUAGCUGAGGUCAGACAGUUAGCACCCUCGUUAAAUCCACUAUAAAUGAGCGAUGGCAUUCGAGCCACAAGGUCGACGCUUUGAGAACUGUUAUAUUAUGUUGUACAAAUACCAUAAUUAAAGAUUAAUUUGUACAAAAUUGCCCAUACAUUUUUUUUGCUUUUAGACCAGUAUUAAAACUAUACGUAGGUAUAAAAACGCAUGACUCGGAAGUAGUCUUAAGUACGUCCGGACUCUCAAGUUUGUACCAGAUCAGGUACGCGGCAAAAGUUGUCGGAGUACCAGUCAGGUACGGCCAAAAAUAUUGAAUUAUCGCACCCUGUAUAUGAGACUUGUUGGAACAGUUUGUUGCGAGUCUUUGGGCUUCGCGAGCGUGGAAAUACCUCUGACACGCACAGAGUAGAGUAGGAUCUUCAACUGAUGAAAUAUAAUUUUGUUUUACAGGUGGUAGUCGAGGAUGAACAUGGAAAAACGUAUGAGUUUUCAUGUAAUCAAUGGUUGAGUGAAGGUCAGGGUGGUGGAAAAACGGAAAGAUUACUCACUUUAAAGAAGAGAAAACGAAGCCAUAUCUAGGUGCGUUUGCCUUUUGAACCAUCGUUCAGUUAAUUGGAUGAAACACUGAAGCGUGAAAUACUAAACCCCCUGUCAAACGAGAAUGAUAGUUGGUCGGAGAGUUGAGAAGCGAGAGUUUGCAUGAGAUUUUCUCAACUCUUAAACCUGGUUCACACUAACUUUUGUCGGCGAUUUUGUGUUUUUGACCGAUGCAAAUGAGUGAACUAGCGCACAAAACUAUAGAGUUUCCUGUGAAAAGUAAACAAUUCUAAGACUUUUGCCUGUCUUUCAAUCCAUCACAUUUGCCUGGAGACUUUUUACUUUUGUGUGCGACGCACUCGUUUACACCCAUAUUUCUUUCUCUUAAUUUCCCCAAAAGCAAAUAUCUAAUUUCGUUUAAAAAGUGACCGACUAUUUUGAUGUUGUGACCAAAUAAUUUUGAACUUAAAAAUUAUUAGGGGGUGUGUUACACCGCCUUCCCCCCAGGGGACCUCAAUUGAUUUGGUUACUGAUGCACCAUGAGAAAACUAUCGAUGUAAAAAAAAAUAUCAUAAACCACAAUGGUUUAGAUACCAGUUAAAAAUAUGGUAAUCAUAUAAAUAAAAAAUAAACUAAUUGAAUCUAAAAGAAACUUAAAAUAAACUUAAGUUUAUCAUAAACUGAAAUAUGUAUAACACAUGCUAGAAUUAUAUAAAAUAUAUUGUUGUAUUGAGUCUAUGGCUGAGUUUACAAUGUUCCAGAUAGCUUUCUGUAGCAACGUGAAACGCCUAUCCUCCAGGAACGCAAUUUUUAGAGGAAUUAUUGGAACGGAGAGAUGUUGUUUCGCUCAGCUUCUGAAAGUUGUACAUUCCUUAUCGGAUAGGUGCUUUUCGCGCCACUACGGAAAACUAUCAGGUAUAGUGGAAACGGAACCUAUAUGUAUUAUAAAACUGCUUAUUAAUUUAAGUCCUAAAACUCUAAAUUAGCUAAACAUUCACAAAUAUAUGGAGCGAUUUAAACUUAUUCAUUUAUAAUGAUAUAAUAUAGUAAUAUUUAAUAAAAUAUUGAAUCUAUAUUCAUUUAAAUUAAUUAAAGAUUUUACGUUGCAGUAUCAAUAAAAGUUAAAUUAGUUUUAAAAUAGUUAUUCUUAUUUGUUAAUUUGCUUAUGGUUAUUGAUUUUGUUGGCAUGUCACUCAUUCAGUAAUAGUUGAAGGGUCUCGUAAAUGAAAUCGAGUGGAAAUUUAUACUCAGGUUGUUAUAAUAUUUUAGUAUUUUUGCACAAGUGAAUAUAACAAAUCUCAACCUCGUACCCAGGGCAUUUUGGUCCCCCGGCCACAAAUCCUACAAGUUGAUUCGUCAAAUUUGACGUAUUUUAAAGCUGUUAUUUUUUAUUCACCUAUAUAACAAAACCGAAAUUUGCAAAAUAAUGGGAAAUUAGCAUACAGGGCGCUUAUCAUCCUCGUUCCCAGGCUUUGCCACUUGUAUAGAAACGCGCAAUAGGCGUACUAUGAGGCCUAGGGACUAGGCUGUAUAAGUGCGCAUAGGUGCGCUCUGGUCACAUGAUUUUGUGCGCACUGUUUGCCUGCGAAUCGGGCCUUUCAGAACCGGAAAUCGGGCUGGAACACGCGUUCAUUUGUAGUGAGUUUUGAUUUCAAAAAAGUACGACAAAUGGUAAAAUUCGCACGGUGCUCGUUUGCAAAAGCAACUCCAACAAGGUCCCCCUUUUGCUUACCCCAUGGCUGCCUGUGGUCCCCCUUUUCAUUUGAUUUGAUUUGCGUUUUACCCAUAUCAGUAGUUUUUACCCUACCGUUUUAUAUGCGUUUGUGGCAUGCGCAUUGCCUUUAUGGGCCUCGGAAUUUGUCGACAUGCAUCGUAGUGAUCCUGGUUUCCGACGUAUUUCCGGAAUGUUCCGAAUUUCGGGUUUUUGUAUCUCCGCGUGGCAAAAAUGGCGUAAAAAUUAUUUUGCUGGUUUAUAUUGAUCAAUCAUACCUUUAUUUGAAGGUAAUAUGCUUUAUUUAAUAUCAGUAUUUGUAGUAGAAUACUUAGAUUGCUAAUGUAGAUGGAAUUUUUAGGACAUCGGGCUCGAAUUAAGUGCGAAAUGUUCGGUAUAAAGUUUGUAAUUUGCACGUGCAGUCGUGCAUCGGUUUCGUCGAUUGUCGAAAUAAAAACCGUGAUCUGUUCUUAUUUAUACCACUGACCAAUAUAAAUGCAACUUUUAUAUUUGUUUACAAUCGAAGUUCGAACUUUGAAAUGAACUUGCGAAACCGCGCUUUGAAAAGUUAAAUAAGAAAUCGACAGUAAUCGAUAAUUCGAUAUAUGGUCAUAUGCACUAGCCCAGGAAGGGCGGGGAAUAAUUAAAGGGGAAUGGCUGUGGAUUAAAGCCCGUUCUCCACUAGGCGAAUUUAUUCGCGCGAUCCUACUUUUUCGCCGCAAAUUUUUUCUCCGACCAAUCACGUUGCCGGAUUUCGGUUUUUGCGUCGCGCGAACAAAUUCGCGUAGUGGAGAACGGGCUUAACGCAGGUUUGUACAGGGUAGAUAACAAGUUAAUUUAUUAGCCGGGACUUUAAUGCCAGGGUGAAUCUCUCAAUUUUUCUGCGCCGAAGAUUUUUCAAAUUCAUGUAAAGCUGCGCCAAAACCUGCGCCAAGAAAAUUGUCGCGAAAAAAUAUGCGGUUUUCGGAAAUAUCCGAAAUUUUCACCGAAUUUUCGAAAUUUGGCUUUUCAUUCUUCUCGAAUCAUAAUUUCAAAUAUACUGUUACAUAAAUGCUCAAUUGCUUCACCAAAUAUUUGCCAAAUUGCUGCGCCAAAUGGAUCUUUGGGAUCAUUCUGCGCCAAAUUGUUGUGCCAAAUCAAUAUUUGCGAUCAAUCUGCGGCAAAAUGUGCACCAAAUUUUGUUCGAGUCGCUGUUCUGUGCCGAAUAUCUUUCGGAAAUACACCCUCAAAUUCACCCUCGCUUUAAUGUGCGGCUAAUGUGAAAGUGGACUAGAACGAGUUUAUCCUCGUGGCAUUUAUAAACUUUUGUCUGUUUUAUCAUUGUUUCCUCAUAGUUAUUUUUUUUUAAAAUGAUGAUUGCAUGAUAGUUGAAACGUAGAUUACUCGGUAUCUUUUGAUGCGGAUCAAAGUUUAAGAUCAAUUGAUGCCAUUUUAUACUUCAACGAUUUCUCAAGUCAUGAAAAUUUGCAAAGUGCCGGGGUCAUAAGGGAGGUAACUUUAACCGUCAAUAUUCCCCCGGUAACGGGAUUCCGGCCGGAACUAACCUGCUGGAACCCCCUAAACAUUAGGUCAGAGAAAAUAGUGUUGGCUGGAAAAGAUAUUCUGUUUCAGCCUCUGGUGCUCCGCACAUGUUCGUAUCGAGUUUUUCACCUCGCUAGCCAAGCUAUUCACAUCCUCAGCAAAAUUCUCAUAAUUUUUUGUAGAUGCACAGUGCAAGUUCCAAGAAUGUCACAAGCCCCUGUCUCAAGAUCUCAUGAGUACAACUAUUCCAUUUAUGUUAUUGUAGACUGAUUAUUUCAAGGGGUUUUGUAGAAGGAAAUUUCAAGAUUUAUUUUAAACAUUUAUUGGACCUAACCACAAGCAGUUACAAAAAAUGCAACUACAGGCUCUUUGACAGGAAUUGAACCUCGUCUUUUUCAGUUUCCAAGCCUGACGCGAAGUCUCCCGUUGUGAAAAAGGCCACUAUAUCUCGUCCAAAGACGGAGCCCAAGGAAGAGAUAACUGCAACGAAAAGUGUCCACGGUAUUACCACUUUCUUAGUUAGAAUAUUCUUAUUUCCAAUAGAACAUUCUUAUUUCCAAAUGGAACAUUCUUAUUUCCAAUGGAACAUUCUUAUUUCCAAUGAAGCAUUCUUAUUUCCAAUGAAGCAUUCUUAUUUCCAAUAGGACAUUCUUAUUUCCAAAUGGAACAUUCUUAAUUCCAAAUGGAACAUUCUUAUUUCCAAUGGAACAUUCUUAUUUUCAGUCACUGGAUUGUGACCAAUCAUGGCGCUAUAUUUCUAUCCUAAAUGGCAGCUAGGUCCAUGCUAAUGCUAACAUAUACAUUUUUAAGGGAGUAUUGCCAAGGAAACGAAAAAUGACGUGUACUUGUUGUACCAAAAAGUUGGUUGCUACCAUGACAACGUACAACAACGCGACUUGCCCACCCGUCCGUCAAUGAAAUCUGUCACUCAGGAACAAUGUGUCAAAGAAUGUGCCAUGAAGGACGAAACAUUUUCUUAUUUUGGACUGCAAGAUGGGGAACAAUGUUUCUGUGGGAAGUCGUAUGGGAAAUAUGGUCGCGCUAAAAACGAAUUGUGCAACAAGCGCUGUCGAGGGAAUCAGGAUGAAAACUGUGGAGGAAAGAAUAAUAAUAUGAUUUACUUCUAUGGCAUUGGUAAGUACUGUUUGAUUUUGAACUGGGAGAACUAUCCAAUAAAAGAUAAAGUUUAGUUUAGGUAUCCUCCUGUAUAGUAACACUGGAUCAAUAAGAGAUGAUCCUUACUGGACCUCUCGGUACAACAGUUUAGAACUGAUAGAGCUAUCCAGUAUAAAUAAAGUUAGUUCAGUGUAGGUUUCCUCCUGUACUAACACUGGAUCAAUAAGAGAUAAUCCUUACUGGACCUCUAUGAAGAACAGUUUAGAACUGAUAGAGCUAUCCAUUAUAAAAAAGUUAGUUUAGUUUAGGUUUUCUCCUGUAGUAACGCUGGAUCAAUAAAAGAUCAUCGUUACUGGACCUCUUUUAAUUACAGUCUAGAACUGUUAGAGCUAUCCAGUAUAAAUAAAGUUAGUUUAGUUUAGGUUUCCUCCUGUAGUAACACUGGAUCAAUAAUAGAUGGUCCUUACUGGACCUCUAGUAAGAACAGUUUAGAAUUGAUAGAUCUAUCCAGUAUAAAUAAAGUUAGUUUAGUUUAGGUUUCCUCCUAUAAUAACACUGGAUUAAGAAGAGAUGAUCUUCUAAAGUGAUUCUCGGAUUUCCAGUGCGAAGUAACGGAACAAUCGGGAAUAAAUAAUGUAAUAUAUAUUUUCAGGCACAAACUACACUAUCCGUACCUACACUGGCAACGCGUUGGGGGCUGGGACCAAGGCAAAUAUUUAUUUGACUUUAUUUGGAGACAAAGGAGACUCUGGAUUCAGAAUGUUAAGUCCUGGUGACAAGAAGUACCAAAAAGGAAGGUAAGAAAGUGAAACGUAUAAUCUGCUUGCCCUCCAAGACCAGGAAUGAAGACACUGACUUCUUCAUUAGUUUUGUUGUUUUGAGUUUGAAGAGUAGAGGUUCCUUUACCAGAGUCCCCACGGUCCUUGAAAAUCCUGGAAAGUUCUUGAAUUUGUUAAAAAAUCCAGGCCUAGAAAGUCCUUGGAAACUGAUAAGAUCCUUGAAAGUCCUGGAAUUUUUUUCUAGUAGGCUGGAAAUAAUUGAAGAAUUAUUACCAGCCUAAGGAUUAUUGCCCAAAUGUUUAUUUUCUCCAAUUUCAUUUUCUCCGAUGUCAUUUUUUCUAAUUGUAUUCCUCUCCUGAAGUUUAAGGAUAAAAGUUAGAUGAUUUUCAAAGAUUUUUUCAGUUGCCAGGUCCUAGAAUAUACUGAAAAAGGUCCUUUGAAAGUUCUGGAAAAGUCCUUAAAUUUCGUCUACAGUAAAAGGUGGGGACCCUGCCUUAUAGUAUGUUAACGUUCUUAUUCAUUGAUAGUGUGGACACUCAAGUAAUGUCUCUACCGGAGCUCGGUGACUUGAGAAAAGUACGAGUAUUGCAUGAUAAUUCUGGCGAUGAUCCUAGCUGGUUCUUAGAUAAGGUAAUAUACAACUUGCAUGUUAAACUAAUCUAGGUAAAAAAGUGAAUUCUCGUAGAGAACUCUUUAUAAUUAGUAAAACUGCAAAAUUUGGUUGCGAAAUGUUGUAAAUGUCAAAUCCUCCAAUUCGGGCUGGACUAGAUUUCAAACUUGAUAAAAUUGCGUGGGCUUGAAACGUAGUCCACUCCUCAAAGUCGGAUUUGAAAUAUUACUUCGAUCAUUUUUGCGUUCAGACUAUAUGAGACUUGUUGGAACAGUUUGUUGCGAGUCUUUGGGCUUCGCGAGCGUGGAAAUACCUCUGACACGCACACUCGCACAGAGUAGAGUAGGAUCUUCAACUGAUGAAAUAUAAUUUUGUUUUACAGGUGGUAGUCGAGGAUGAACAUGGAAAAACGUAUGAGUUUUCAUGUAAUCAAUGGUUGAGUGAAGGUCAGGGUGGUGGAAAAACGGAAAGAUUACUCACUUUAAAGAAGAGAAAACGAAGCCAUAUCUAGGUGCGUUUGCCUUUUGAACCAUCGUUUAGUUAAUUGGAUGAAACACUGAAGCGUGAAAUACUAAACCCCCUGUCAAACGAGAAUGAUAGUUGGUCGGAGAGUUGAGAAGCGAGAGUUUGCAUGAGAUUUUCUCAACUCUUAAACCUGGUUCACACUAACUUUUGUCGGCGAUUUUGUGUUUUUGACCGAUGCAAAUGAGUGAACUAGCGCACGAAACUAUAGAGUUUCCUGUGAAAAGUAAACAAUUCUAAGACUUUUGCCUGUCUUUCAAUCCAUCACAUUUGCCUGGAGACUUUGUACUUUUGUGUGCGACGCACUCGUUUACACCCAUAUUUCUUUCUCUUAAUUUCCCCAAAAGCAAAUAUCUAAUUUCGUUUAAAAAGUGACCGACUAUUUUGAUGUUGUGACCAAAUAAUUUUGAACUUAAAAAUUAUUAGGGGGUGUGUUACACCGCCUUCCCCCCAGGCGACCUCAAUUGAUUUGGUUACUGAUGCACCAUGAGAAAACUAUCGAUGUAAAAAAAAAUAUCAUAAACCACAAUGGUUUAGAUACCAGUUAAAAAUAUGGUAAUCAUAUAAAUAAAAAAUAAACUAAUUGAAUCUAAAAGAAACUUAAAAUAAACUUAAGUUUAUCAUAAACUGAAAUAUGUAUAACACAUGCUAGAAUUAUAUAAAAUAUAUUGUUGUAUUGAGUCUAUGGCUGAGUUUACAAUGUUCCAGAUAGCUUUCUGUAGCGACGUGAAACGCCUAUCCUCCAGGAACGCAAUUUUUAGAGGAAUUAUUGGAACGGAGAGAUGUUGUUUCGCUCAGCUUCUGAAAGUUGUACAUUCCUUAUCGGAUAGGUGCUUUUCGCGCCACUACGGAAAACUAUCAGGUAUAGUGGAAACGGAACCUAUAUGUAUUAUAAAACUGCUUAUUAAUUUAAGUCCUAAAACUCUAAAUUAGCUAAACAUUCACAAAUAUAUGGAGCGAUUUAAACUUAUUCAUUUAUAAUGAUAUAAUAUAGUAAUAUUUAAUAAAAUAUUGAAUCUAUAUUCAUUUAAAUUAAUUAAAGAUUUUAC
Messenger RNA from Paramuricea clavata, 15164 nucleotides. The record is from the annotation of a GenBank genome assembly. Lineage: Eukaryota; Metazoa; Cnidaria; Anthozoa; Malacalcyonacea; Plexauridae.